UGUCGUCUGUCUUUGAGAUCGUUCUUUUUCUUCUUUCCGUCGUGUUCCAAUCCAACAGCUUGGUGUCCACUAGGCAAAAUGUCGUUGGUGAUACCAGAAAAGUUUCAACACAUUCUCCGUAUCAUGGGGACAAACAUUGAUGGCAAACGCAAGGUGAUGUUUGCCAUGACUGCCAUCAAGGGAGUUGGUAGGAGGUACGCCAACAUUGUUUUGAAGAAGGCAGAUAUCGAUCUAGACAAGAGGGCAGGAGAAUGUUCCGAAGAAGAGGUGGAGAAGAUCAUUACAAUCAUGUCACACCCGAGGCAAUACAAGAUCCCGGACUGGUUCCUGAACAGACAAAAGGACAUCCAGGAUGGUAAAUACUCUCAGCUCACAUCAAGUUCCCUCGACAGUAAACUCCGUGAUGACCUUGAGAGGCUCAAGAAGAUCAGGGCACACAGAGGAAUGCGUCACUACUGGGGCCUGAGAGUGAGAGGUCAGCACACUAAGACCACCGGACGCAGAGGUAGGACCGUCGGUGUCUCCAAGAAGAAGUAAACUUUUGUUAAGUUUUUUUUACAAAUUGUACAAUGCAUUUUUUCCAUCAAUAAAUGUAUUUUACAAUUCCAA
Molecule: messenger RNA, 609 nt
Organism: Macrosteles quadrilineatus (aster leafhopper)
Lineage: Eukaryota; Metazoa; Arthropoda; Insecta; Hemiptera; Cicadellidae
Gene: RpS18
Product: 40S ribosomal protein S18
Exons: 4
Coding region: 79-537 (152 amino acids)
Biological process (GO): translation
Cellular component (GO): small ribosomal subunit; cytosol; ribosome
Molecular function (GO): structural constituent of ribosome; RNA binding
Source: RefSeq, a predicted model, not a curated record